UGAUACAUUCUUGCAAUACUGUUCAUGAUUCUGAAGACCACCGCAUUGUUGAGAUGGUUUGUGGUAGAGCAGGACCAAAGUGUUUCUUUUCAUCACGUGCUCCUGCGAAGACGCGUCAUUUGCGCUGAUGAUCAUUGAAUGUGCCUGACCGCGCACUCGUCGGUUGCCGACCCACCUCCGCCUGUCACCCUUUCCCGUGAAACUAUUUUUAAACAUUGUAAUGUCUGUUUCCCUUUCACGGCGCUGAACCUGGUCGAUUUCUUCGCAUCGACACUCAAAUGCACUGUCAAACAGUCCCGCUUGUGGAGCGUUGAGACGCUCACAGCACUAUGACCACCGUCUUCUCUUCCCUCGUGCGACCGACGUUACUCAAACGACCUUCGACCGACGCGCACGAAGCCACUGGUACACGAACUACGUACCACAAGGAUGCUGCAGAAGAGGCCGAUCUCCGCAGCCUGAACGCCUCGUUGCAAGCCCUCACCGAUAUCUUCCCUGAUGUGCAGCCCGAGGUGUUCCGCGAGAUGCUGGCUUCCUUCAGUGAAGAAAGCAGGCUGCAGGUGAUAACUGAAGCUCUGCUUAAGCAUGGAGACAAGUGGGUACGAGGGCGCUAUCGGAUGCCGGCUGAGCGGGAGGAGCAAAGGGAGACUGCACACAAGUACAGGUUUCGUGAACAAGACACAGGGAAAGACACCCGAGGCAAGCCCUUGGUGCUUGAGGAUACCUUUCGCUCGAAGCAAUACAAGGAAGCGGCAAAGCAGGCGUUGUAUCAGGAGUUCAAGGGUUUGAGUCACUCGACAAUCAGGGCCGUUUUGGCAGAAUAUAAUUGGAGUUAUACACAGGCACGGCCCACGUUAUUGGAUCUGUCGAGCAAGAGUUGGAGGUCGAGCAUCACGAAUUUCCUCAUGCGGCGAAAAGCGCCAUCUGCGAAAGACCAUCCGUUGGUACUGUGGACAACUACAGACUCGCGCACAGGUCACCGACGGAUGCCGUUACUUGCUAAGACUAAAGAUGAUGAGCUGAACCGAGAACUGUAUGAGAAUCUCAUUGUGCCCGAACUGGCUAAGAGACUAGAUGCGCAACUACGAGAGGACUCCGAGCUAGCAUGGAAGCUGCACGAAGAGGAGGCUGAGCGGGAGGGUGAGAUGUACGACUGCGAGUGCUGUUUCAUGCCCAACAUGCUGGAACACAUGUCCACCUGCAAUAACGACGGUCACUACAUCUGCUUCCGCUGCAUUCAACAUGCUAUCAACGCUGCGCUUUACGAUCAAGGCUGGGCACGUAACAUCAACACCGAGCUCUGUACGCUCAAAUGCAUAGCACCCAUGCCAGACGGAGACUGUCAGGGCUGUAUUCCACUUGGCUUUGUCCACCGCGCGUUACUCGAAGGGAAAGACGGUGAAGAUAACGUCAAGAAGCUUGACGAGCGAUUCAACAACGAAGCACUGAUCAAGUCGCAGCUGCCGCUGGCUCGGUGCCCAUUUUGCUCCUACGCGGAGCUGGAUGAUUUUGCUCUACCGAAUGCGAACUUACUCAUGAACCUUCGCCUCAAACCUCGUCCGAUUGUGUUGGCAUCACUGGCAUCCGUUCCGUUGCUCGAGCUUCUCUGCUAUAAGGCUACACAGGUCAUCGUUCUACUCUUAGUUCUACUCUAUGCUACGCUCGCGAUACUCUUCCGCAUCCCGAUCAUCGCACCAUUCCAAUCCGCCCUCCGACGUAUCCAUCUCAAGCGCCGAGGUCUCCGUUUCCAAUGUCUUUCACCGUCCUGCAGCCGCGCUUCCUGUCUCUCCUGUUCUGCGCCCUGGCAUGACCCGCAUACUUGCUACUCCUCCCAGCUCACAUCUCUUCGUCUAACCCUCGAGCGCGCAACAACGGACGCGGUAAAACGCACCUGUCCGCAAUGCAACCUUGGCUUUGUCAAGUCAGAGGGCUGCAACAAGCUUGUGUGUCUGUGCGGAUAUUCCAUGUGCUAUAUCUGCCGGCAGGGGCUAGCGGACGAGGGUUAUCAUCACUUCUGUCAGCACUUUCGCGAGCGACCGGGAGAGACGUGUCGUGAGUGCAGCAAGUGCGACCUCUAUCGUGUUGAGGAUGAGGAGAGGGUAAUGAAAAGGGCCAGGGAUAGCGCUGAGGCUGAGUGGUGGGAGAGUCAGGGUGAUGGCGCGCAGAAGGGCCUUAAGAAUGAAGUCGGCAAGGGCAAGAGGAAGGGGGUGUUUGGGGCUGGGAAGAAAGACUGGGAAGGUUGGGUUGAAGGCGUACUCGAGACUUUUCUUGUGUGAUUACGUGCAUUUGUUAUGGCGUCCGGAUGGGCAUGGCGAGGAUAUGAUACCCAACACUAGCAUUGUUUCUUCAUCGCAUACACAAUGUUGUAAUCACUAUCUCUUAUUACUUAAUCGCAGCUCGUAAUAGUAUCUGAACACGAC
This is a messenger RNA of Boeremia exigua, 2420 nucleotides long. RefSeq lists its product as uncharacterized. The transcript has a single exon. The coding region runs from base 330 to 2276 and encodes 648 amino acids. The record is from RefSeq and is a predicted model, not a curated record. NCBI's taxonomy places the organism in Eukaryota, Fungi, Ascomycota, Dothideomycetes, Pleosporales, Didymellaceae.